This is a messenger RNA of Sporothrix brasiliensis 5110, 705 nucleotides long. RefSeq lists its product as uncharacterized. The coding region runs from base 1 to 705 and encodes 234 amino acids. NCBI's taxonomy places the organism in Eukaryota, Fungi, Ascomycota, Sordariomycetes, Ophiostomatales, Ophiostomataceae. The record is from RefSeq and is a predicted model, not a curated record. The transcript is spliced from 3 exons. Gene Ontology annotation, cellular component: plasma membrane; clathrin coat of coated pit; clathrin coat of trans-Golgi network vesicle. Gene Ontology annotation, molecular function: clathrin heavy chain binding; structural molecule activity. Gene Ontology annotation, biological process: clathrin coat assembly; intracellular protein transport; clathrin-dependent endocytosis.
AUGGCGGACCGAUUCCCUUCGCUGGAGGACUUUGACUCUGGCGCCCAGACCGACAUCAAAGGCACGACCAUCGAGGCAUCUGGCGACGACUUCCUGGCUCGCGAGCGGGCCAUCCUCGGCGACGAUGCCAACCAGUUCACGACCCCCGGCGACAGCGCAGCAUUCACGGCUGGUGGCGACGACAACCUGCUCGGCGGCGACAGCGUAGAGACCGCCCAGUUCGAGAGCAGCUUCCCCGAUCUCUCCGCUCAGAACCAGGCCGCCACCACCACCAUCACCAGCGGGCCGUCCGUCGACUUCAAGUCGGGCUACAACGCCACCGUCGAGGACGAGGAGGAGCCCGAGGUCCUCAAGGCCUGGCGGGAGAAGCGCGACGAGCAAAACGCCAAACGCGCACAGCAGUUUGCCCAGCAGCGGGAGGAGACCAUUGCCGAGGCCCAGCGCAACAUUGACGACUUUUACGAGAACUACAACAACAAGAGAGACAAGCUGGUCGGCGCGACCAAGAAGGAGGCCGAGACCUUCCUCAACAACCGCGACGACGUCACCUCGGGCGGCACCAGCUGGGAGCGCAUUGCCAAGAUUGUCGACGUCUCGGGCAAGGGCGCCAAGGGCGGCGCUGCCGGGUCCGGCAAGGAGCGCUUCCGCGAGCUGCUGAUGAGCCUGCGCAAGGACGAGAAGGCGCCGGGCGCGGAGGGCUACUAG